Molecule: messenger RNA, 1790 nt
Organism: Meira miltonrushii
Lineage: Eukaryota; Fungi; Basidiomycota; Exobasidiomycetes; Exobasidiales; Brachybasidiaceae
Exons: 1
Coding region: 63-1664 (533 amino acids)
Biological process (GO): protein dephosphorylation
Cellular component (GO): cytoplasm; protein phosphatase 4 complex; nucleus
Molecular function (GO): protein phosphatase regulator activity
Source: RefSeq, a predicted model, not a curated record
AUUAACACAUCCAUCCUUGUACGCAAGGCAAUCCUUACGUUUCUUUCUCUGCAUUCGCAAGAAUGACUGCCAGUCUCAUAAAAGAUGAAUCCUCUUCAUCAGGACGGCAAGUGCGAUAUACCGAUCAACUGUUCGAAUUAGCCGAUAAAGAUGAAUGGAGUGAAGAUCAUUCUUGGCCUCCAUUAAAAGCAGAGAUUAAAUCUUUACUCAGAGAAACAUUUCAAAAAUGGCCUUCAUCUUCAAGUCCAAUCUUACAUCCUGCAGCAACUUUGAUACCCUUGAAUUCAUCCAAUAUCGAUGACAUCUCUUCUUCAACCUCAUCUUCUUUUAACAGUCUAUCAAACGGAAAUGGUAAAAGUAAUGGAAAUCAUCUACCUUCAUCGCCAUCCAAUCAUAGAAACGCACAAGCAUCAUAUUCAGCAGCAUUGAACAAUCGAUUCAUGCAUGGUGAUGCAGGAAAUGGAGUGAAUGAUGAUGGAAUGGAAGCAAACGGAUUGGAUCAAGAUAUCUCUGUAAAAGAAGCAGAUAUGCAAGCCUUCUUUCCGAGUAAGAGACAAGCGCCUGCAGAAUGGAAAGGAAGUUGGGGUAAACGAAUAGAUACGCAAGAUGAACUGGAUCGUGAACAAGCGGCAAUCUUUGGUAUGUUGGACGAUUUUGAAAAUCAACCUCCUUUUACGAUUCAACGUUUAGCAGAAUUGGUUAUUAAUCCGACACAAUAUCAUCAUACGCUACCAAAAUACAUCUCUGCUUUGAAAAGAGUUUUAGCCGUUACUGCAACUCGGGAUGCAUUCCCUGCCCGUGCAGGAGAGGAAGAGGAAGAUGCGUUAUCGGAUGAACUAUCAGCUCAUGAAAUCGGAACAGAAGCAACCAAUGGAGUUAGCGGUGUCACACCCAGAAGCAGAAAGGCAACCCCUGUUCCUAACAGUCCAAUCACCACACCACUUUUCAGCCCUAUACCAUUUUUGAUGAAAUCAGGAGAUGAAGGUAUGCCAGGCGCAGGACCAAGGCAAAGUGAAGAAGGACAUCACAGCUCAGAAGAAGGAACGGAUGUCGCAAUGGUGGAUCGAGAUGUGCCUACGAUGGAAUUAGCAGGCGCAGACAGGACGACGGAAGAGGCUGCUGAUCAAGCAAGAAGGUCAGGCAAAGGUGUUGGAUCCAAUAGGAGUGUGGUGGACGGCGCAAAUGAGAUUUCAGAAGCGGAAGAAUUGGAUGCACAACAUCAAGUACAAGAUCUUUCAAAUACUUCUUCUGAGUCUAAUACGAGCGUUGAAGUGGCACAGAAGGCCACGCCAGCACAGCCAAACGCACCGUCUCAGGAAGUGUCAGAUGUUGGACGAGCUGGUGAAUUAAGUGCGGGUGCAUCUACAUCUUCAGCAGCAACGUCUGAGCCUCUGGGCGUACCUGUAGGGCCGGUAGAUGAAGUAGAUCAAAUCGGAGAGAGACAUGGCCAGCUUACACCUUUGGAGCCUGGAUCGAUUGCUGGAGGAGCAAAAGCAUUUUCUUCAACGACAACGACUGCACCUGAUGCAAAAAUUACUUCAACGAGCGAGGAAGCAGUUGUGCCUGAUGAACUUGAAGAUGGAGGACGUGCUUUGAAGAGAGUCCGCAGUGAUCGUCACCUUGGAGGUACAGCAGAUGGAAAUGAAGAAGCAGAACCGAAAUAGUAGGAUUUCAAAGAUUCCUCUCUCUUCACUCUCACAUUUAGUCAAUUGUUUUUCUUUUUUGCAAUUUGCAUGUACUAUAGAAGCGUUAUAAUGUUUUCAUGCAUUUCAUAGACGAGAACUAAGGAG